UGAUUGAAAUUCGCGAGGCGUGAACGUGCCUUAGUAACCUCGUUUAACCAUGCAACGAUUUUUGGGAAGGAACAGUCGGAGCCUGCUGCUGAGAUGUGGUCAUCGGUAUUUGGCCACCACUCCUGUGGAGGAGGUUUUAUUUCCCACCAAAUCGGAUUUUCCGAGCCGCCAUAUAGGACCUCGCAAGACGGAUGUGGUAGCCAUGCUGGAUACAUUGGGUUAUAAGUCCCUGGCCGAACUUACUGAAAAAGCCGUGCCCCAGAGCAUUCAACUGAAGAGGGAACUCGACCUUGCCAAACCCCUGAAUGAGCACGAGCUAAUCCGCCGCAUCCGCGACAUCUCGCUUAAGAACCAGCUGUGGCGCUCCUACAUCGGAAUGGGCUACCACAACUGCCAUGUGCCGCACACGAUUGUCCGCAAUAUGUUCGAGAAUCCGGGAUGGACCACGCAGUACACCCCCUACCAGCCGGAAAUCGCCCAGGGUCGCUUGGAAUCGCUGCUGAAUUAUCAGACUUUGGUAACCGAUCUUACCGGCUUGGAUGUGGCCAAUGCUUCGCUCUUGGACGAGGGAACCGCUGCAGCCGAGGCCAUGUGCCUGGCCACGAGGCACAACAAGCGGAAGAAGUUGUACCUCUCGAACAGGGUGCAUCCACAGACUUUGUCGGUGGUUAAGACAAGAGCCGAGGCCCUGGAACUGGAGAUCGUGGUGGGACCCAUCGAACAGGCCGAUCUGCCCAGUCGCGAGUUGGCCGGCAUUCUUCUGCAAUAUCCGGAUACCUAUGGUGAUGUCAAGGACUUUGAGGAUAUCGCAGCCUUGGCAAAGAAGAAUGGUACCCUAGUGGUGGUGGCCACCGAUCUGCUGUCGUUGACCCUGCUCCGUCCUCCGGCGGAAUUCGGAGCGGACAUUGCCGUGGGUACCUCCCAGCGUUUGGGAGUUCCACUGGGCUAUGGUGGUCCCCAUGCGGGAUUCUUUGCCUGCAAGCAGAGCUUGGUGCGAUUGAUGCCCGGGAGGAUGAUUGGCGUCACCCGGGACAUGGAUGGAAACGAUGCCUAUCGCCUGGCCCUGCAAACCAGGGAGCAGCACAUCCGCAGGGACAAGGCCACGAGCAACAUUUGCACGGCCCAGGCCCUGCUGGCCAACAUGUCGGCCAUGUACGCCAUUUACCACGGGCCGGAGGGUCUAAAGGCCAUGGCCAAUCGCAUCCACCACUUCACGCUGACCCUGCAAACUGGACUCCUGGCAGCGGGUCACGAAGUGAUCAACAAGAACUUCUUUGACACGCUACACAUCAAAGUGGCCGACAAUCAAUCACUGGAGGAUCUUAAAGAGCGUGCCGAGCACAAACAUAUUAAUCUCCGCUACUUGGACGAUGGCACUGUGGGCGUGGCCUUGGAUGAAACGGUCAGUGUGGCGGAUGUGGACGAUCUGCUGUGGGUUUUCAAGGCGGACGCCACUGUGGAACACAUCCUGGCGCGACGCGAUGUGCUCAAGAACUCCAUCGAGAACUCGAAGUUCCUGCGUACAUCACCCUAUCUACAGCAUCCCAUUUUCCAGAGCUACCACAGCGAAUCCCGCAUGGUGCGCUACAUGAAGAAGCUGGAGAACAAGGACAUCUCACUGGUGCACUCGAUGAUCCCACUGGGAUCCUGCACCAUGAAGCUCAACGCCUCCACCGAGAUGAUGCCCUGCUCCUUCCGCCACUUUACCGACAUCCACCCCUUCGCGCCCGUAGAACAAGCCCAGGGAUUCCAUCAGAUGUUCAGCGAACUGGAGCAUGAUCUGUGUGAGAUUACGGGAUACGACAGAAUCUCCUUCCAGCCGAACUCGGGGGCACAGGGAGAGUACGCCGGACUGAGAGCCAUCAGGAGUUACCAUGAGCACCGCAAUGAAGGUCACAGAAAUAUCUGUCUGAUUCCCAUUUCGGCACAUGGCACAAAUCCAGCCUCUGCCCAGAUGGCAGGAAUGAAGGUGGAACCCAUUAGGAUAUUGUCGAAUGGAUCCAUCGACAUGGCCCAUUUGAGAGCCAAGGCGGAGGAGCAUGCCCAUGACCUAUCCUGCCUAAUGAUCACCUAUCCAUCCACCAUGGGGGUGUUCGAGGAAACGGUGGCGGACAUUUGCACCUUAAUCCACAAGCAUGGCGGUCAGGUGUACCUGGAUGGAGCGAACAUGAAUGCGCAGGUGGGCUUGUGCCGGCCAGGAGACUAUGGCAGUGAUGUUUCGCAUCUCAACCUGCACAAGACCUUCUGCAUCCCGCACGGUGGAGGUGGUCCAGGAAUGGGUCCCAUUGGAGUGAAGGCCCAUUUGGCGCCCUACCUGCCAGGACAUCCUGUGGUCAGUCCGUUGAGCAGUGAGGAGCACAGUUUCGGAGUGGUUUCCGCCGCUCCCUUCGGCAGCUCAGCCAUCCUACCCAUUUCGUGGUCUUAUAUCAAACUCAUGGGCAGUCGAGGACUGAAGAGAGCCACCCAGGUGGCCAUCCUCAAUGCGAACUACAUGUCCAAGCGGCUGGAGCAGCACUACAAGACGCUCUACAAGGCACCCAACUCGCAGCUGGUGGCCCAUGAGUUUAUUUUGGACAUACGCGACCUGAAGAAGACGGCCAAUAUCGAGGCAGUGGAUGUGGCCAAGCGGCUGAUGGACUAUGGCUUCCAUGCCCCAACGAUGUCUUGGCCCGUGGCUGGAACUCUGAUGAUCGAGCCCACUGAAUCUGAGGACAAGGAAGAAUUGGAUAGGUUCUGCGAUGCAAUGAUUUCCAUUCGUGAAGAGAUAGCCGAGAUUGAGGCGGGUCGCAUGGACAAGGCAGUGAAUCCCCUGAAGAUGUCUCCCCACACCCAGGCUCAAGUCAUCUCGGAUAAAUGGGAUCGACCCUACACUCGGGAGCAAGCUGCCUUCCCAGCUAUCUUUGUUAAGCCUGAUGCCAAGAUUUGGCCCACUGUGGGCAGGAUUGAUGACGCCUAUGGCGACAAGCAUCUCGUUUGCACCUGUCCGCCCAUAUUGCCUGAUUUAUAAACAAACCUUGAUUGUUGACCCUAACUUUUUUAAUAAAACUAAA
Drosophila gunungcola (fruit fly) is the source of this 3050-nucleotide messenger RNA. Its product is annotated as glycine dehydrogenase (decarboxylating), mitochondrial. The coding region runs from base 50 to 3007 and encodes 985 amino acids. The record is from RefSeq and is a predicted model, not a curated record. Gene Ontology annotation, cellular component: glycine cleavage complex; mitochondrion. Lineage: Eukaryota; Metazoa; Arthropoda; Insecta; Diptera; Drosophilidae. The transcript is spliced from 6 exons. Gene Ontology annotation, biological process: glycine decarboxylation via glycine cleavage system. Gene Ontology annotation, molecular function: glycine binding; pyridoxal phosphate binding; glycine dehydrogenase (decarboxylating) activity.